AUGGGUAUUCCUGGGAUCUACGACGAAAUUGGACGGGGUGAAAGAGUCUCCUUAUCCAAGCUAGCUAUCGAGAAGUUCGAGGAGACAGGUCGUCCAUUCAGGCUUGCCAUCGAUGUCUCCAUUUGGCAGUUCCAAAUUCAAGCUGGACAAGGAGGAUCAAAUCCAGCUAUUCGGACGCUGUAUUAUCGUCUUAUACGCUUACUAGCAACAUCGAUACAGCCCUUGUUCGUUUUUGAUGGCCCGAAGAGACCUCAACUCAAACGAAAUAAGAAGGUCGGAAGAGGUGGAGCAUCGGCUUCGGAUAUCGCCACCAAGCAGCUAUUGAGAUUAUUCGGCUUUUCGUACCACAACGCUCCAGGAGAGGCCGAAGCGGAAUGUGCUCUUUUACAACGACAUGGGAUUGUCGAUGCUGUACUGAGUGAGGAUGUUGACACACUCAUGUUUGGAUCUGGAAUCACGUUACGAGAUUGGUCGUCUGAGGGCUCAAGGGGAAAUAAAGCUCCAACUCACGUUUCACUUUUUGAUGCGAAGAAAACUAAAGAGGGCAAAGCCGGGCUGGAUAGAGAAGGCAUGAUUCUCGUCGCUCUUCUAAGUGGAGGGGACUAUGCUCCUGAAGGUCUGAAGGGGUUCGGUGCAAAAAUAGCAUGUGAGGCUGCCCGAGCAGGAUAUGGAAAGUCACUAUGCAGGAUCUUGAGAUCCGACGAGGAUGGCUUGGCCAAUUGGAGGAACAAUCUGGUGCACGAGCUUCAAACCAAUGAGGGUGGGUUUUUCAAGACCAAGCACAGGAGUCUUAAAAUUCCGGACGAUUUUCCAAGCAGGGAGAUUCUGGGAUAUUAUACUCACCCUGUGGUAUCAUCGGCAACAAAAAUCGAGAAGCUAAAAGAUAAGAUCAUAUGGGACGGCGAAGUGGAUGUUCCUGGUCUUCGAGCCUAUGUCAAGGAAGCAUUUGAGUGGACAAACAAGGCAGGAGCCUCAAAAUUCAUUCGAAAUUUUGCUCCGGCCCUGUUGGUUCAUAAGUUACGACUUCGAGCCGAUCGACGAGACUCUGGUUAUGGUGAUCUUGUCCUUACACAGAUGAAUGAGAUGGAGUACGUGAGAGAAAUUUGUGGGAGGAGGGAGCAUUUUAGUAUGGAUGGUAAACCAGAACUGCGAGUUGUCUUUGCCCCACUCGACAUCGUCGGUCUAGAUUUGGAAGACGAAGAUGAAGAUUCAGGUGACUACGGACGAGAUGGUCUUGCGCCAGUAAAUGACGAUGACCAGAUCGAGGCAUAUGUAUCCGAGGACGAAGCACCGAAAGGUAGAAGGGCGACAGCGCCGUACGACCCUACCAAGCCGGACAAAGCCUGGAUACCCGAAUCGAUUGUAAAAGUUGGGGUACCUCUGAAGGUGGAAGAUUACGAAGAAGAGGAGAGGAAAAGGAAACUUCCAAAAGUAAAGGCUGUCAGGAAGUCAAGAGCAGCAGCCGUGGGCGGCAUGCCCAAAGGUGCCAUGGACAAAUUCGUCAAAGUUUCCAAGCCAGCUGAAGAUGAAUACGUCUUCACAAAAGCGCCAGCGAGAAUAACUGCUGCCUCACAGCCAGUUCUCCCUCCUGUCUUUCUUGCUCCUUCUCUGGAUAGAUUUCCAACAUCUCAACCAGUUUCAAGAUCUGAAAGCAAGGUGUUUUCUAACUCAACACAAACCAGUACAGAUGCACUUCCCUCGAAACUUGCCAGGAAACCACGCACCAAAACCAAGAUGAAUGUUCCCAUCAAGCCCAGACCGAAUGCCAAUCCAUGGUCACUCGCUAAACCAACGACAUCCUCAGAGGUCAAUCCCUCAAUAACUAAAUCUCUAAGCAGUCGAAUGCUGAAACCAAGAAGUCCGCCAGCAUCAUCGCAGCAAGAACCUUACUACAUCACAUCCAGCCCUCUAGCCUCACAGGAGUCGGCACCUACACUAUUACGGGCUACCUCAAGAAAACAUAACCGCUCCCCAUCAUCACCAACACCGCCACAGGUUUCUGAAACAGAGAUAAGCCUCCCAGAUACUGUAACUAUCUCUCGCCGCACGCGAAAAAUCCGGUCUCACCCUGUCAACACUCCAUCAAAAACUGCUACUCGCCAGCCAUCUUCCCGAUCCAAUUCUCCAUCUCGGCCGUCCUCUAGGAAGAAGAUGUCGCCAGGUCAUAAAACUGUAUGUAGCUCACCGGCCAGUUUGGAUACGUGGCCAUUGAGCUCCGAACCAUUAGCGAGAAAACCAUCAUUCUCUGCUCCUGCACGGUCCCCUUCUCCUCGCCCAUCGAUGAGUACUGGAAAUGAAAGCUCGAGUUUCAGCACGGAAAAUUUUGAUGAAGAUGAACCUGAAGAUCACGAUGAAAGCUACAGCGACUUCCCCAGCAUCCAAAAUAUGCUGUCCCCGGCUCCUGCCUCUACCCCAGGUCCAACCACAUCAUCUUUCACGUCGGAAUCAACGUCAACAACGACCAAAACUGUCAUUUGCCUCCACUCCUCGCCUCCUCAACCAGUUCGAUCCUCCCAAUCCUACUCGGCCAUUAAUCCAAUAACAUCCUUCUUCACAUCUUCCUCCCAAUCCACUAAAUCAGCUCUAGUCCCGAAAUCCGAUUCGGCCUACGUAGAACAGCCAUCUGCAAAAACCGAAGCAGUGCCGAAGAAAGGCAAGCGAUUCAUCACAUUGCGCGAGAGUCUAGAAGGGUCCUGGAAGGAGAUUAGUGAGGAGGAAAUGCUAGAGAAGGAGAAGGGGAAGGUGAGGAGAGCUGGAAGGAGUAAGAUGAAGGAAGUCAAGCGAUGGAGGUUCAGCGAAGUCGAGAUGUUGGAUUUGGCUGGUGAUUGA
Molecule: messenger RNA, 2829 nt
Organism: Cadophora gregata
Lineage: Eukaryota; Fungi; Ascomycota; Leotiomycetes; Helotiales; Ploettnerulaceae
Exons: 1
Coding region: 1-2829 (942 amino acids)
Molecular function (GO): 5'-flap endonuclease activity; crossover junction DNA endonuclease activity
Source: RefSeq, a predicted model, not a curated record